This is a messenger RNA of Austrofundulus limnaeus, 6437 nucleotides long. RefSeq names its product intersectin 1 (SH3 domain protein) (gene itsn1). Gene Ontology annotation, molecular function: calcium ion binding; guanyl-nucleotide exchange factor activity; protein binding. Lineage: Eukaryota; Metazoa; Chordata; Actinopteri; Cyprinodontiformes; Rivulidae. The record is from RefSeq and is a predicted model, not a curated record. Gene Ontology annotation, biological process: intracellular signal transduction; positive regulation of Rho protein signal transduction.
ACCCCCCAUUUUCCAGCUGUCCUCCUCAGUCGGUCGGGAUUUCGGAACCACGGGAGAAUCACCGGAAAGCGGUUUUAGUGAUAAACCGUCACAUUUUUUAGGAGAAGAAAUUACACCGCAUGGCUGUGUGAACCCACGGAGACCUGUUUUUAUCACCGCUAAACGAUGGAGGCCGAACUAUGAGAUGUGGUGCAGCUGAAGAAGACUAAGAACCAUGGCACAGUUCCCCACCACAUUCACAGGUGACCAGGCCAGAAACUUUUUCCUUCAAUCAGGGCUGCCCCCGCCCAUCCUGGCCCAAAUCUGGGCUCUGGCUGAUAUGAACAGUGAUGGCCGUAUGGACAUCCAUGAGUUCUCCAUCGCCAUGAAGCUCAUCAAACUCAAACUCCAGGGUCACCCUCUGCCCCCGACGCUUCCCCCCAGCAUGAAACAACCUCCACUAACUUUACCCCCACCCACUGGCUUUGGCUUGCCCCCUAUGGCCCCCAUCCCAGCCCCUCUGCCAGGCGUGCCUCCUCUCCCCCUGCCUCCUCUUCCUGUUGGGGUGUCUCCCCCUCUGGUUUCAUCUGUACCACCUCCCCUCCCACCGCCCAUCGCCAACGGAGCUCCUUCCACAGCCAUGCUGCCCCCCAUCUCAGGCUUCCCUCACCACGCUCCUCCUGUGAACAAAACCGCUUCGUUUAAUCGUUCCAGCACCAAGCUGCAGAAAGGCUCCUCGUUCGAUGCUGCCGGGCCUCAGCCCCCCUCUGAUUGGGCAGUCCCUCAGUCGUCCAGGCUGAAGUACAGACAACUUUUUAACUCCCAUGACAAGAUGAUGAGUGGAUACCUCACUGGACCCCAGGCUCGCACUAUCCUGAUGCAGUCCAGUCUUCCACAGACUCAGCUGGCCACGAUAUGGAGUUUAUCAGACAUCGACCAGGAUGGAAAACUAACAGCUGAAGAGUUUAUCUUGGCUAUGCACCUCAUAGAUAUGGCUAUGUCAGGUUUACCGCUGCCUCCAGUGUUACCACCAGAUUACCUCCCACCAACGUUCAGGCGAGUACGAAGCGACAGCGUUCAGUCGGACCAGAAGAGUGUCCAGGAGGAGAUCGAGGAGGAGACUGAGAGCAACCAGGACAAGAAAUUACCAGUGACGUUUGAGGAUAAGAAGAGGGAAAACUUUGAGCGAGGAAACCUGGAGUUGGAGAAGAGACGUCAGGCUCUUCAGGAGCAGCAGAGGAAAGAGCAGGAGAGGCUGGCUGCACUGGAGCGAGAAGAACAGGAGAGAAAGGAGCGUGAGCGUCUGGAACAGGAAAGAAGGCGACAGCAGGAACUGGAGAAACAGCUGGAGAAGCAGAGAGAGCUGGAGAGGCACAGAGAAGAGGAGAGGCGUAAGGAGAUCGAGAGGAGAGAGGCUGCUAAGAGGGAGUUAGAGCGGCAGCGGCAGCUGGAGUGGGAGAGGCAGCGCCGCCAGGAGCUUCUGACUCAAAGAAACAGAGAGCAGGAAAGUAUCGUCCUGCUCAAAGCCAGAAAGAAGACCCUGGAGUUUGAACUGGAAGCUCUGAACGACAAGAAGAACCAGCUGGAGGGCAAACUGAAGGACGUUCGCUUUCGUCUGUCGGCUCAGAGGAGAGAGAUGGAGCAGACCAAUCAGACCAGAGAGACACGCAUAGCUGAGAUCACACAGCUGCAGCAGCAGCUACAGGAGUCCCAACAGUGGCUGGGGAGGCUGAUUCCUGACAAACAGAGUCUGAAUGAGCAGUUAAAACAAGUUCAGCAAAGCAGUCUGCACCACGACAGCCUGUGUUCGCUGCAGAAGGCCGUUGAGCAGAAAGAGAGCAGCAGACAGCAGCUUCGAGAGCAGCUCGAUGCUGUGGAACGAGAAACGAGAGCUAAACUGCUGGAGAUAGAUGCCUUCAACACACAGCUGAAGGAGCUGCGGGAGAUCCACAGCCGGCAGCAGAGACAGAAACAGAAGCAGCUGGAUGGAGACACACACACACUGUCUCACAUUCAAACGCUGAGAGACAGAAAGUCUGCUGAGCUUCAGGAGAGCGGACUGGCCUCAAAUGAACCAGGACCCUCCAUGACUAAAGCCCCCAGCCCCGCCUCUGUCUCUGCCUCACACGCCUGGCUGAACAGAGUGACACAGGAAGAGGAGGAGAGGAAGAGGAGAGGGAUGGAGGAGGAGGAGGAGGAGGGCAGAAAGGGAGCCAGGCCUGUAGAAGAGGAGGAGAAGAGCAGAGGGAAGAAGGACAUGCAGGACAAACUGAACAAGUUGUUCAGUCAGCCGGCUGACCCCUGGGCUUCAACAGUGGAGAAAGGUCCAGUUCCCAGUCUGUUUGAGCAGAAAGCAUCGACCAGUGGCUUCGAUCAGCAGCAGCAGCCAGUGAAGGUGGUCUACUACAGAGCUCUGUAUCCAUUUGAUGCUCGUAGUCACGAUGAAAUCAGUAUCCAGCCUGGAGACGUCAUCAUGGUGAAGGGGGAGUGGGUUGAUGAGUCUCAAACUGGUGAGCCCGGGUGGCUCGGCGGCGAGCUCCGAGGCAGGACCGGCUGGUUUCCAGCUAACUACGCAGAGAGGAUACCUGAGAGUGAAGCGCCAGUCAGCCUGCAUUCCACAUCAUCAGCCACGCCCCCUUCAGCCCAUCAACCCGUAGCCACGCCCCCUCCAGCUCCCGGACACAGCUCCAUUUCCACAUCAUCUGCCAACAGUAACUGGGCUGACUUCAGCACCACGUGGCCCUCCAACACAACCAGCCAAUCAGACAGUGAGGGCUGGGACGCAUGGCCAACCUCCUCAGCCAAUCAGAAUCCAUCUCUCAGCGUUCCGUCCGCUCAGCUACGACAGCGCUCUGCCUUCACGCCAGCUACCAUGACCACAGGCUCCUCCCCCUCUCCUGUGCUGGGACAGGGAGAGAAGGUGGAAGGUCUUCAGGCUCAGGCUUUAUAUCCCUGGAGAGCCAAGAAGGACAACCACCUGAACUUCAACAAAAAUGAGGUGAUAACGGUGCUGGAGCAGCAGGACAUGUGGUGGUUGGGUGAACUUCAGAACGGACAGAGAGGCUGGUUCCCCAAAAGUUACGUCAAACUCAUCUCAGCCAACGUGACGGGUCCUGCUGGUGCUGGAACCCGCACCAAAACCACCAGUGAAUCUGGGUUACCAGAAAGCCCCCCCAAUGGAAAACGACCAACAGCUUCUCCAACCAAACCCUCAGAGACUGGAGAAGACUACGUUGCCAUGUACACCUAUGAGAGCACUGAACAGGGGGACCUGAGCUUCCAGCAGGGGGACAUCGUCCUGGUGAGCAGGAAAGAGGGGGACUGGUGGACGGGCACGGUCGGGGGGAAGACCGGAGUCUUUCCAUCCAACUACGUUAAGCCAUGUGACUCGUCCUCAGAGUCACUGGGAGCAGCAGGGAAAACAGGAAGUCUGGGCAAGAAACCAGAGAUUGCUCAGGUGAUCGCUGCCUACACGGCGACAGGAGCAGAGCAGCUGACGUUAGCUCCGGGUCAGCUCAUCCUCAUCAGGAAGAAGAACCCUGGAGGCUGGUGGGAGGGAGAGCUCCAGGCUCGAGGGAAAAAGCGUCAGAUUGGUUGGUUUCCAGCUAAUUAUGUGAAGCUGCUGAGCCCAAGCACCAGCAAGACCACUCCCACAGAGCCCACCCCUCCUAAACUGACCCCUGCCAGCACAGGACUAUGCCAGGUGAUCGGCAUGUAUGACUACGUGGCUCAGAACGAUGACGAGCUGGCCUUCCAGAAGGGUCAGGUGAUCACGGUGCUCAACAAGGACGACUGUGAUUGGUGGAAAGGAGAGCUGAACGGGAGGGAGGGUCUGUUUCCCAGCAACUACGUCAAACUGACCACCGACACUGACCCGAGCACUCAGUGGUGCGCGGACCUCCACCUGCUGGACAUGCUGAGUCCGAUGGAGAGGAAGAGGCAGGGCUACAUCCACGAGCUGAUCGUCACCGAGGAGAACUACGUCAACGAUCUGCAGCUGGUCACCGAGAUCUUCCACAAGCCUCUGCUGGACUGUGAGCUGCUGACAGAGAAGGAGGUGGCCAUGAUCUUUGUGAACUGGAAGGAGCUCAUCAUGUGUAACAUCAAACUGCUCAAGGCCCUCAGGGUGAGGAAGAAGAUGUCGGGCGAUCGGAUGCCGGUGAAGAUGAUCGGUGACAUCCUGACCAACCAGCUGCCCCACAUGCAGCCGUACAUCAGGUUCUGCUCGUGUCAGCUGAACGGCGCCACGCUGAUUCAGCAGAAGACCGACGACAACCCUGAGAUCAAAGACUUCCUCAAAAGGCUGGCCAUGGAUCCCAGGUGUAAAGGAAUGCCUCUGUCCAGUUUUCUCCUCAAACCCAUGCAGAGAGUCACACGCUAUCCACUCAUCAUCAAAAAUAUCUUAGAAAACACUCCAGAGUCUCACCCUGAUCACAGCCACCUGAAGGCUGCUCUGGAGAAAGCUGAGGAGCUGUGUUCACAGGUGAACGAGGGCGUCAGGGAGAAGGAGAACUCUGACCGCCUGGAGUGGAUUCAGGCUCAUGUUCAGUGUGAGGGGCUCUCAGAGCAACUGGUGUUUAACUCGGUCACCAACUGUCUGGGUCCCAGGAAGUUCCUCCACAGCGGGAAGCUGUUCAAAGCGAAGAGCAGCAAAGAGUUGUACGGCUUCCUGUUCAACGACUUCCUGCUGCUCACACAGGUCACCAAACCUCUGGGAUCUUCAGGGUCAGACAAAGUCUUCUCCUCAAAAACCCACCUCCAGUAUCGCAUGUACAAAACGCCCAUCUUCCUGAAUGAAGUGUUGGUGAAGCUGCCGACGGACCCCUCAGGAGACGAGCCACUGUUCCACAUCUCUCACAUCGACAGGGUUUACACCCUGAGAGCUGAAAGCAUCAAUGAAAGGACCGCCUGGGUUCAUAAAAUUAAAGCAGCUUCAGAGCUCUUCAUCGAGACAGAGAAGAAGAAGAGGGAGAAGGCGUAUUUAGUACGUUCGCAGAGGGCCACAGGAAUUGGUCGACUGAUGGUCAACAUCGUGGAGGGGAUCGAGUUGAAACCCUGCCGCUCCCACGGAAAAAGUAACCCAUACUGUGAAGUGACCAUGGGUUCUCAGUGCCAUAUCACCAAAACCGUGCAGGACACGUUGAACCCCAAGUGGAACUCCAACUGUCAGUUUUUUAUCAAGGACCUUGAGCAGGACGUCCUCUGCAUCACUGUGUUUGAGCGAGACCAGUUCUCCCCCGACGACUUCCUCGGCAGGACUGAAAUCCGACUGGCUGAAAUAAAAAAGGACCAGGGCUCUAAAGGACCAAUCACAAAGAGGCUGCUGCUCCACGAGGUUCCCACGGGGGAGAUCGUGGUUAGACUGGACCUCCAGCUGUUCGAGGAACCGUGAAACCGGGACGAGACCAGACUGGACUGGACUAAAAAAGGAUCAGAGAUCUGAACUGGACCUGGCAGCUGGACACUGUUGUUGUGGGGGGGUUGUAUUUAUUUUCUGCUUUGGACACAUGUGGAACUGAGGAUGAGGAGGAGUCAUGAACAGAUGUUUGAUGUUAUGAAGACGUAUUUAUUGACCAGAACUUGAAGGUUUUCUGACAACAUUCCUACACAUUAAGUCCAUUUGUCUAAAUUCUGAUGUAAAAAAGAGAUUGGUCUACCAGUAGACUGGUUCAGGUCCAGUCCUGUCCAGUCCGGUCUGCUCGUCUUUUUCAGUGUGAUCCAAAGCUGAAAAUCAGACUGAUUUAUGCAGAUUUCUCUUCUUCUUCUUCUUCAUGCAGUCAGUCUUACAGACUCUCCAUGACAAUCCCACUUUCUCUGCGUCUAAACCCACCCGCCCACCCACCGUGUGUGUGAGGCUGCUGUGAAUGAUGUCAUCGUCUCAAGGUGGACAGGCUGGUUAACGUUCGGUCUUUUUGUCUUACACUCCCUCAGAACUGAAGAGAGUUGUGCUUCGUGCUGUUUUAUGUCCUCUGAACACUUUCCACAUUCUCAGAGGAGGAGGUAAAUAUGUACAGGUGUACGGACACAUGCUAACAGUGCUAAUAAGCUAAAACUGUAGAAAGGAUUUUAACUCGGUGGUGUGGGACGUGUGCAGAGUCAAAUCACGUGUUUGUCACAUAAACGCCAGGAAAACUGCUGAGUUCACCCAGGGUACAGAGAGGAAGGACCACCCAUCAGAUUAUCUAUCGUUUUAUUAAUGAUCGUAGACUUAGAGUGUUUCCGACACACAUCUGGGCCCGUAUUUAUCAAACUUCUUAGAAUUACUCUUAAGAACGCUGCUAAGAGUGGACUUAAGUGUAAAAUAAUUCUUAGUUAAAAGCUGGGGGGCGCAGCAUGCACUCACCAGCUGCAUAUAUUUAAUAUUUUAUCCAAAAGCCACACAUAAAAUAUCUGCCGUUUAGUCCAACAUUAUGCACAGUUUUAAUGUUUUUAAUUUAUUUUUUACCUUUUUUUCUUUU